AUAUCCACAACACCACACGCCUCCCUUACGCGAAGAUAAGCUACAAGAAACAAGCUAGCUAUAGCGAGCUCACAGCCAUGGCUGCCUCCACUGCCGGUUUGUCUUCGUCGCGGCCGCCGCUGCGAAAAAGUCUUGGCUUCCGGGGGUGAGGUUUGGAGGCAAUCUCGUCGACCCUGAGUGGCUUGAUGGAUCUCUUCCGGGUGACUACGGCUUCGAUCCAUUAGGCCUCGGCAAGAACCCCGCCUUCCUAAAAUGGUACCGCGAGGCUGAGCUAAUCCACGGCCGCUGGGCCAUGGUUGCCGUCGUCGGCAUCCUCGUCGGCCAAGCCUGGAGCGGCAUCCCCUGGUACGAAGCCGGCGCCGCUCCCGGCGCCAUCUCCCCCUUCUCCUUCGGCUCCCUCCUCGGCACCCAACUCCUCCUCAUGGGCUGGGUCGAAAGCAAGCGCUGGGUCGACUACUUCAACCCCGACUCCCAAUCCGUCGACUGGGCCACCCCUUGGUCUCGCUCCGCUGAGAACUUCGCCAACGCUACUGGAGAACAGGGCUACCCCGGCGGCAAGUUCUUUGAUCCGCUCGGCUUCGCCGGCACCCUCAAGAAUGGCGUCUACGUUCCCGACGCCGAGAAGCUCGAGCGGCUCAAGCUUGCGGAGAUUAAACAUGCUAGAAUUGCGAUGCUCGCGAUGCUUACAUUCUACUUUGAGGCGGGGCAGGGCAAGACGCCGCUUGGCGCUCUGGGAUUGUGACUCUAGCAUUUGGUCGAA
Molecule: messenger RNA, 760 nt
Organism: Phalaenopsis equestris
Lineage: Eukaryota; Viridiplantae; Streptophyta; Magnoliopsida; Asparagales; Orchidaceae
Product: chlorophyll a-b binding protein CP24 10A, chloroplastic
Biological process (GO): response to light stimulus; photosynthesis, light harvesting in photosystem I
Cellular component (GO): membrane
Source: RefSeq, a predicted model, not a curated record